AUGGGCGCGUACUACGACGAGAUCGAAAUCGAGGACAUGGCCUGGGACGAGGCGAAGGGCGUGUACCACUACCCGUGCCCGUGCGGGGACCGGUUCGAGAUAUCGCGCCAGCAGCUCAGGGACUAUGAGGAUAUUGCGACGUGUCCGAGUUGCAGUCUUAUCAUACGAGUGAUUUAUGAUCCGCUGGAUUUUCAGGAUGAUGACGACGAGGAUCAGGGGAGCGGGGAGGGGGAGGUGAAGGAGAGUGAGGAGAGCGGGAGUGAGAGUGGGGAUGAGCAGUUCGAGGAUGCGCUCGAGAAGCUCGAGAUUUCGGAGGGUCCGCAGGUUAUUGCUGCUGCUGCGUGA
Molecule: messenger RNA, 345 nt
Organism: Gloeophyllum trabeum ATCC 11539
Lineage: Eukaryota; Fungi; Basidiomycota; Agaricomycetes; Gloeophyllales; Gloeophyllaceae
Product: zf-CSL-domain-containing protein
Exons: 2
Coding region: 1-345 (114 amino acids)
Biological process (GO): protein histidyl modification to diphthamide
Molecular function (GO): metal ion binding
Source: RefSeq, a predicted model, not a curated record